AUGGGCCAGUGUCUAAGGGCAUGGUAUUGGGGCCAAGGAAAGAAGGAGAAUGCGCGGGGAGAGAUACCAGAAUUUGGCAUAUACAAAAUUACGGACGAGCGUGGGUGCGUACAAGAUGGGUGGAGUGUUCUUUAUGCUGCAUUAUUUGGCGUUGAAUGGAGUGCCAUUAGAAGGGUCCUUUUUACAACCAUCCUUUUGAUUUUGUGUUGGCCAUGA
Botrytis fragariae is the source of this 216-nucleotide messenger RNA. RefSeq lists its product as uncharacterized. Bases 1 to 216 code for a protein of 71 amino acids. The record is from RefSeq and is a predicted model, not a curated record. NCBI's taxonomy places the organism in Eukaryota, Fungi, Ascomycota, Leotiomycetes, Helotiales, Sclerotiniaceae. The transcript has 2 exons.